Messenger RNA from Lycium barbarum (goji berry), 845 nucleotides. Its product is annotated as outer envelope pore protein 16-3, chloroplastic/mitochondrial. NCBI's taxonomy places the organism in Eukaryota, Viridiplantae, Streptophyta, Magnoliopsida, Solanales, Solanaceae. Gene Ontology annotation, molecular function: transmembrane protein transporter activity. The coding region runs from base 154 to 633 and encodes 159 amino acids. The record is from RefSeq and is a predicted model, not a curated record. Gene Ontology annotation, cellular component: TIM22 mitochondrial import inner membrane insertion complex. Gene Ontology annotation, biological process: protein insertion into mitochondrial inner membrane. The transcript has 3 exons.
AGGUGACGUGCUUUGUUUAUUGGGCCGGAGUAUGGGCAUUGAUUUACUGGACCCCCAAUUAUAUUGCACAAUCACCAUCUUCUUCGCUCCCUUCUCUCUCUCUCACAUCGCAAAACAGAUCACUUCCAUUCACUGCUUGGAUCGAGUAAAAUCAUGGAUGAAGCUGCAGAGCUAAGGUAUUAUGAAGAUGAGGAUACACCAGGGAUGAAAACAUUUAAAGGUGCAACCACAGGUCUAGUUGCUGGUACUCUUUGGGGUGCCAUUAUUGCCACUUGGCAUGAUGUACCCCGUGUUGAGAGAAAUGUUGCUCUUCCUGGUUUGAUUCGGACAUUGAAAAUGAUGGGAAACCACGGAGUUACCUUUGCUGCUAUUGGUGGAGUCUAUAUAGGUGUAGAACAGCUGGUGCAGAACUAUAGGAUGAAAAGAGAUUUUUUUAAUGGAGCAGUUGGUGGAUUUGUUGCUGGUGCUUCUGUGCUGGGUUACAAAGGAAGGAGUAUUCCAACUGCUCUCUCUGCGGGAGCUGCACUUGCAGUCACUUCUGCUAUAAUUGAUGGACUAGGCGCGACCACCAGAACUGACAAUGGCAAGGAGUACUACCCUUACACUACGAAGAAACGAGUUGCUGCUGAAUGACUGUAAUUGGACAGAACUAGUGUGACUCGGUGAAAGCUCACUAUGAAUGAUGUGACUGCACUCUCUUGUUUUAUGCUGUUCUCCUUUUUCUUUAACCUGAAAGGAUGAUGCAAAUAAGAAUGCUAUGUAGUCUAUUUCUAGCAUCUCAGGUGAUUUUUGAUUGAGCUUGAAUACCUGACCAUAUAUAUUCAUGGGUUAUGUGUUGUUCAAAA